This is a messenger RNA of Peniophora sp. CBMAI 1063, 951 nucleotides long. NCBI's taxonomy places the organism in Eukaryota, Fungi, Basidiomycota, Agaricomycetes, Russulales, Peniophoraceae. The record is from the annotation of a GenBank genome assembly.
AUGGCUGUCAUUGUACUGGCUCUGCGGCGUUUCGCCCGUAAAAUAUACGCGAGCCUUUUUGAAGCCGCUUUCGCCACAUUCCUCUUCUCAUGGGAUGGGAUGCUCUUCCUUGGCAAUCUCCUUACGCCCAAGAUACCUGAAGGCAAGGUGGUUCCCAAGGGCAAACCUGGCGCAGGCGGCGUCUGGCCCGAGUACAAGCCCCCGACCGAAGAUGACAGUCGUUGCUCUUGUCCGGCCUUGAACGCGAUGGCGAAUCAUGGCAUCCUACCCCGCGAUGGGCGCAACAUUCGUUUCACCGAGCUCACUAGUACUGUGCGCGACACAUACAACUUCGGACCUACAUUCUGCAUCUUCGUUCCCCGAUUCAUCGCCAAGAUCUUGAACCGCACAUACUCGACCGACCAUCUGGAUCUGAGCGAUAUGGAUGUCCAUAAUGGCAUUGAACACGACGCAUCUCUUCUUCGCGAGGAUACAUUCAGAAAGUUUCACCAAGGUCUUCCAUCCGCAGAGCUGAUCACUAGGUUCCUCGCCUCGGCAACGGGCCCCGCACCCAAAGAGCCCAAGCUCACCGUACACUACCCCACCGGCCCACCAGCACCGCCAUUCUCGCCGCUCACGGAGAAGAUUGACAUGGACACCACCAUUACGAAGGCAGACAUGUCUUUAGCUCUCUCUAACGCACGCCGCGAGGCUCGGCAACUCAACCCGCAGUACUCCCUGGACCACGGGCACAGAAUGUUUGGCGCAUCCAAUGCCUCGACGAUGCUCACUAUCUUUGGUGGCCGUGUACGCGAUCUCGCCACGAUCCUCAUCGAAGAGCGCCUCCCGACCGGGUGGGAACCGCGUGUUCGUGACCGAUUUGGUCUGACGUUCGCAAAGUUCAACAUGACGGUCAUGCCAGUCGAGAUGGGUGUGCGAGAUGAGGUCGAGAGGCCGUUGAACCUGUGGUGA